This is a messenger RNA of Hippocampus comes (tiger tail seahorse), 1872 nucleotides long. It is a transcript of the gene lamtor1, whose product is annotated as late endosomal/lysosomal adaptor, MAPK and MTOR activator 1. The record is from RefSeq and is a predicted model, not a curated record. Gene Ontology annotation, molecular function: guanyl-nucleotide exchange factor activity; molecular adaptor activity. Gene Ontology annotation, biological process: cholesterol homeostasis; positive regulation of MAPK cascade; regulation of receptor recycling. The transcript is spliced from 5 exons. Bases 171 to 650 code for a protein of 159 amino acids. Lineage: Eukaryota; Metazoa; Chordata; Actinopteri; Syngnathiformes; Syngnathidae. Gene Ontology annotation, cellular component: late endosome membrane; membrane raft; lysosomal membrane.
CAUGGGAUGGCUCCUUUCCUGUGCCCACCCCUACAGUAGCUGGCGAAGUCUCGAACUCCUUUUGAUGAAGUGCAAAUAACCACCAAGCCGAAUUGUAUGAUUGUUGGCGCGGACAAUCACGGCUGCUUUCUGCGGGAAAACAGGGAAGCCGGAGGGUACCGGACGCUGCCAUGGGCUGUUGUUACAGCAGCGACAACGAGUCAGCAGACCAGGAUAACGAACGCAAGCCGCUGAUCACCCACCCGAACCCUGUCAGCAAACCCCCAAAUGGCACGGACUGGAUCACACCAACAGUACCCUCAGCCCGAACAGACGAACAGGCCCUGCUCACAUCCAUCCUCACCAAAACGGCACAGAACAUCAUUGAUGUGUCGGCAGCUGACUCCGUCAUGAUGGAACAACAUGAGUAUAUGGACAAAGCUCGGCAAUACAGCACAAAGCUUACCGUUUUGAGCAGCAGUAUGCCCCAGACGAAAGGCCUGGCUCUCCCCUCCCUCACUAGCCAGCCCCACCAAGUGCUCGCCAGUGACCUGGUGCCAUACUCGGAUGUUCAGCAGGUAUCCAAGAUAGCGGCAUAUGCCUUCAGUGCAAUCUCUCAAAUCAAAGUAGAUGCUAAAGAAGAACUAGUGGUCCAGUUUGUCAUUCCUUGAUCUGACAACUCUGGGUUGCGUAUCGCUCCUCCCAUCAUUCGAGUCUGUCCCCGUCACGCCUGCAACCAGACCCUUCACUACACCCAUUUAUGCAGUUGUCUUGUGCUUCUUGUCUCUGCCUCUAAAUGCAACGUAGACACCGACACAAACGCUCCACAAACGCAAUCUCAUCACACUGUACCAAAUCGUAGGUCAGUGAGGAGUUAUUCUGUCACCUCGCAUCUUCAAAAUUGGCUUCCCCCUGAAGCAGAGCUGAAGUCAAACUAAAAUGUUCAAGUCCUAUUAUUGAUCCUGAUAGCUGUUCUUAGUUGUAACUCAUUUCAUUUUUGUUUACAAUGAUGCAUUUUGGAUGUCCAUCUGAAGAAUUAGAUGAUAAUUGCUUUGAACCGAAUAGGAAAAACUGUUAUUGCUCAUCAUUUCGUCUUCAGGGCACAUGACUCAACACAUGAAUUUUUGUGAGGCUAAAUGACUGGCCAUUAUUUUGUCUGUUCCCACUGGCGAAGAUACAAUAGGCUUCACUACCCUGAAGUUUGAUAUGGAUGCGAAUCCCAUAAAACCUGUACAGCACUGGAGGCCUGCAGUUUGGGGGGGUGGGACAGGAGGGGGAGUUGGGAUGUGGGCUUUCAGAACAGAUGUGUAUUAUUUUUUUGCCUUUGUACAGAAUUUUCUGGCUAAUUCUAAAGCUGAAGAUGAUUGUAGAAGGUGUUUUUGUGGAAAGUUCACAAUUGGCUGUGAUCUCCGAUCAUGACAACCGUUUUUAUGAAAACCAACAACACUUUGAGGGCUGUUUGUUCGCUUUCAAGCAAAGCUUUUUGCUGCAGAUUGUAAUAUGAGUGAUUUGUUUGUAUUAAUUGAAAACUAACCAUUGUAGCGUUGUGCUGAGAGUGUAAACAAUCCAAUGUACCACAACAGAUCGAAGCAUCCAAGAACUUUGUGAGAUUAUUUAUUUUGUGUUUUUAAACAUACUGCUCUUCAGAGUCCAUGGGGGUCUUGUCGAGGAAGUCCGAACAGUGAGAUGCUCUAAAGGGAUCUUGUGCAAGGCUGUGAUUAUUCUAGCCGCACAUUUGAGCUUAUUGCAAUGGGUUCCUGGUAUUUUUUUUUUUUUGAUUCAGCUUUUGUUUUGUUUCAAUGAUAUGUAAUACUACCUGAAAUAUAUUUGUAAUAUCUUAGGCUAGUACCAAAAAAGUUUGUUUAUCAAGUCAUUAAAAACUUUCAACAGCUA